This is a messenger RNA of Paramecium tetraurelia, 882 nucleotides long. RefSeq lists its product as uncharacterized. The transcript has a single exon. The record is from RefSeq and is a predicted model, not a curated record. NCBI's taxonomy places the organism in Eukaryota, Ciliophora, Oligohymenophorea, Peniculida, Parameciidae.
AUGUCUUCCGAAAUGGAUUUUCUUAGUAUUUAAAAAGUGAUUGGUGAAAAAAAAAGUGAUAUUCUUGAUUUGGUUCGAAAUAGAAAGGAACGCCAAGAAUCAUAAAGGGAUUAUAAACAAGUUGAUAAACAUUCAAAAAGAUAACAAAUUCAUUAUUUAAAAACUAAUUAAAAGUUAAGACAAAUUUUGAAAAAAUAACAAAUGGAUGAAGGAGAUCCCUAGGAUUAAUGGAAAAUAAAGAUUCCUGGAAAAAUAGAACAUAAUUAAAUAAGUCAAGAGGAGUUAAAAAAGAUGAUAGAAGAUGAUGAGUAGUUAAAGACCUUACCAUUACUUGAUAUUCAAAUUAAAGAGUAAUAUUUCUUAAGAAAAAUUGAAAAUCACAACAACUAACUAUAAUUAAAACAACAAUACUAAGAAUUAAAAUUAAAAAACGAUUUAUUAGAAUAAAAAAGUGAGGAAUAAUUAAAAUUAGAGCUCUUAAGAAUAAAAUACAAACACAAAGAAAUUCUAGAUCAAUUAGAACAAAAACAAGAAAAAAAGUGGAAGUCAUUCUCUGAAUUCCAAAAAAAUAUGAAAUAGUUAUAAGAGGAACAUAAUUAGUUUAUAAAGUAAUAAUAAUAUUAAUAACAAAAAUAAAAAGACGAAUAGAAGGAAGAAUAAUUCAAAAAUGAAUAGGAAAAAGAAAAAAAUUAUAUUGAUAUCCUCUUUAAAAAAACUAAAGUCUUAUCUGAAGACAACUUAGAGUGCUCAAUUUGCUCACAAGAAUUCCGAAAUGGUGAAAAAUUAGCUUUAUUGAAUUGUAUUCAUAGAUUCCAUGAAAUUUGCUUUAAGUAAUGGAGUUAAAAGUCAAAUUAAUGUCCCUACUGCCAAUACCGUAUUUGA